GUACUAUAUGAGUUGACAACUGUACAAGACAUCCUAUUGAAGACAGUUCUGUAUUAUACACCAACGCACAAUCCAGACUCGCAAAAAUCACGACUUUUCGAAUUGUUUGUAAAUUUCUACUAUGAUUCUACUCCAAUUAAACAGCAUCCAUACAGAAUGAACGCAACAAAACAGAAUCAUCUAAAAGAAGAACUUCAGUAUUUGUUGGACAAUAAUUUCGUUGAACCAAGUAACAGUGAAUGGAGUUCUCCAUGUCCUGUUGUGGGACAGGGUCAAGUAAAACCUAUUGAUGCUAAGGAACGUAUCAGGCAAUGUGUUUUUACUUGUAAGAAAAUUGAGAGUGAUUUAAAUCAGGUACGAAAGUUUCUGGGCGCGAACUUAACCGCCGAACUGUAUACGGAAGUGCAGGUGCUCUUCACGCAUGCGCAUGACAGAAGUUUUUCUGAAAGUAAACAUUCACAACGUGAGAAGUUUGACAAGCUUUUGGCGAACAGAAAUGGAACUGAGAAAGACGUUGACAGCACUCGAGGGAUCAACACAGACAAGUGGGUUGUUAACCUAUCCGAUCGUACCCUACAUGAGGACGAGAAGAGCGUCUUAAAACGAGGUAUGAACAUUUGUGUUACCCCUCCCACUGUACCUGUAAAUGAGAUUAUUGCUUCCACAGAGGCGGCUUGUUCACAGAUGAAUGACAAAUCGGCAGCUGAUAGUCUACGAGCUGAAGUCGUGAAAGUGCUGAUUUAUUUAUUUAUUUUUGGUGAACGUAAGGCAUUGUACACCUUAGGCAAAGAGAAGGAUAUCGUCAUUCUACCGGCGGACAAGGGUAGGACUACUGUAGUCCUCAAUAGGUCGGAAUAUGAGAAAAAAAUGGACAGGUUAGUGAAAGAUAGAGACACAUAUGAACCCCUGAAAAGUGAUCCAACACGGUCGGUGAAGAAUAUACUUAUAAAUUUAUUGAAAAAUUGGAAAAAAGAUUCCUCCAUAUCUGACAAACUGUACAACAGACUCUAUCCAACAUCUGAAAAUGUUCCCAAACUCUAUGGUCUCCCAAAAAUACACAAAAAGGAUGCCCCACUGCGACCGAUUGUCUCAAGCAAUAGAAGUGUAAUGUAUGACACUGCAAAGUACCUAGCGUCAGUAAUCGGUCCAUUGACAGGUAAAACACAGCACCACAUUAUCAAUAGUGUUCAUUUUGUGCAGAAAAUUCAGGGACUAGAGGUACCACCGGGACAGAAAUUAGUAUCAUAUGACGUUUCUGCACUUUUUACCAGUAUACCUGUAGAAAAGGCACUUGAAGUCCUUAGAAUGAGACUAGAGAAAGAUAAGAACUUGAAUGACAGAUGCGAACUCAAUGUUGAUCAGGUCAGUGAACUUUUAGAACUUUGUCUUACAAGUACGUACUUUGUAUACCAAGGCAAGUACUACCAACAGAAACAGGGAGCGGCCAUGGGGUCUCCAGUCUCCCCUAUAGUUGCUAAUCUGUACAUGGAGUUCUUUGAACGCCAGGCACUAGACCAAGCCAAGAACCCCCCAUCACUGUGGGUAAGAUAUGUUGAUGAUACCAUGACAAAGAUACAUGAGUAUGACAUUGACCAGUUCACGGAACAUCUGAACUCCAUAGACCCGCACAUAAAGUUCACUUCAGAACAAGAAGAGGAUGGGAAGAUACCAUUUUUAGAUACUUGUAUUCAUGUAGAGGACGAUGGCUCAACAAGAGUAACAGUUUACAGAAAGCCCACACAUACUGACCAAUAUCUUAAUUUCAAUUCAAACCACCACUUGGAACACAAAAGGUCAGUGGUAAGAACCUUGUUACACAGGGCCAACACACUUGUGACUAACGAAUCAGACAAGAAGAAGGAAAUUGAACACGUAAAAACAGCGUUACGUGCGAAUGGAUACCCUGAGUGGAUUUUUCAGCUUCCCAACAAAAAAUCUCAACAGGACAAGACUUAA
Molecule: messenger RNA, 1956 nt
Organism: Mercenaria mercenaria
Lineage: Eukaryota; Metazoa; Mollusca; Bivalvia; Venerida; Veneridae
Exons: 6
Source: RefSeq, a predicted model, not a curated record